AUGCUUCUCUCACCCAACGCCUCUAUAAAGGCGGCCCAUGAGGAGGCCGACCUCGCCGAGGACGUUGAUGAACCUCCCGAUCACCUCUCCCACGCCACCCCGACAAACUCCGAUCAGAUUCGCCUCACACGGCCAGGCGUUGACCGCAAGGAAUCUCUACUUACACGCGCCCUGAAGAGCAGUCCCGAAAUGUCACCGACUGAUCAACACACCUCCUUCCACGACUCUUAUAUGUACCGAUCUUACCCACACAGCAACAUCUCUGGCCUUUCGACGGCAGAGCUGACCAGCGACGGCGGUCUCACAAGUCCAUCUCUGUCCAACACCCCCAGCCCACCUCUUCCCUCGAUGAUGAGCAAGGCAGCGUUGAUGGGCAAGAAGGAUGUCACCCCGAAGUUGAAGGUUGUCGAAGCCGGUGAAAACACCGUUGAAGCCAACCUCGGCCGCAAGCGAUGCAUUAGCUUCGCAUGUGGUCGCAAGACUGAUGACAAGCAACCCUUGCCUCCAGUGUCUCCUUCCGGGUCACAGACUCUUCCACCAAAGGCUCCAGCUUCAAAAACCGAGACGGAGGAAACCCCUAUUCAGCCUCUUCAACGUAAGACUACUCUGACUUUUGUGUGCCCUGGCCGUGAAUCUACUCCUCAGAGAGAGCGAUCUCCCGCCCGAAAGACAUCUUUCCGUUCAAGGUGCCGCGGUUCUCCAGCACCUGCCCUUCGCAAACCGUCCCCGGAUGCGAAGACCACACCCAAGAAGACCCUCGAGGAUGACACCCCUGCGUCCAUGACUCGCAAGGGAAUCCCCACAAGUGGUCUGGGCAAGUUCGAGGAGUCUGAGGCUACUCGGUUCCACGAGUUUGCUAGCUCCAUGGACGAAGACGACGAGUGGGUCAACAAGGAGGCCGACUACACGGAAAAGAUUACUUUGAACGACUGCAUGAAGAAGGAAAUGGCAAUUCGACGACUCGGCGAGCAGGCGGAAGAAGAGGCAUUGGAUGAAGAGGACGAUGAUGUGGAAGACCUCGCGGACGACGAUUCGACUGUUCACGAUUUUUCCUCCGACGAUGGCAACGAAUCAGACAACGAGGCUGGCUUUGCUGAGUCGGAUGAGAGUGAUGAUGAGGGAUCAGACUAUGAAUUCUGGGCCCCAUCAUUGGCUGCCGCCGAGCCCACAAGCCAGCCAAUUGAAACCCGUCCCGCCAUGGAACGCCGCGUCUCGAACACUUCCUUCGACUCGAUGGACGAGCAUUCAAGCUGGCUCCCAGCGCCAGUCAAAAUGAGCUUCCGUCGCUCUUCGAAAACAUCGACAAGCAUCAGGAUCCGCCCUCGCACCCCCAACCUCCCGGACAGUACCGACUUUGUUUGUGGAACCCUCGAUGAGGACCGCCCUCUUGAAGCUGCUUAUAAAUCAUGUCUGGAGCAAAGACGUCUCCAAAAGCAAAUUCCCAUUCCGCAGGAUAUCGACCCCAGCUUUCCCACCAGCGACCCGGAGGACGAGGAAGACCAAGAACCAUCUGAAGAUGAGCUUUCUGAUAUUCCUUCGGAACCAAGCCGCGGACGUGCCGAAGGCGAUGCUCGCAAGCACUCCCCUCGACACUCCCCCAAACGCUUUGUGUCACCUCCCCCACGCCGGGCUGGGCGCACCUCUCCCAAACGUCUCAAGUCUCCUCCCCCACGCAUGCGAGCCAAGUCACCGGUCCCCGCUAAAUGGCAGUUCACUGAAGAGAUGCCUCUUGUUGAGUCUCCUGAAGGUCUGAACAUCAGCCACUUGGUUCAGCGUCGGCCGUUGGUUCGCACCAAAUCUCUUCCCCGGACACCCAACCCCUUCUUCACCGGCCUUGACAAGGAUCACCGCUGGAAAAGCAUCCCCGCUUUAUCGGAAUCACCAGAGCGUGAGCACUCACGAACCCGUGAGUUGCACACCCGAGGUCCUGUCGACAUUGUCGAAGGACUCGAAAAGAAGCGCCAGAAACGCAAAGAAAAAUUCUGGCGUCAACACUGCCGCAAAGCUGCCAAAGAGCAGUUAGGCAAACGGCCUAUCCCUGGCCAUGGAGCUACUCGGAUGAAGGAGCUUGGCCUCGAAGUUGCUGAGAGGUGCAGAGCUUAUGGCGUCGGUCAAGACGCCCAGCUCGUCCUAUCCGUUUAG
This is a messenger RNA of Penicillium brevicompactum, 2142 nucleotides long. Its product is annotated as DUF2457 domain-containing protein. The record is from RefSeq and is a predicted model, not a curated record. The transcript has a single exon. NCBI's taxonomy places the organism in Eukaryota, Fungi, Ascomycota, Eurotiomycetes, Eurotiales, Aspergillaceae. The coding region runs from base 1 to 2142 and encodes 713 amino acids.